AUGCCGCUAGGGACCACCCCCUAUCACCUGGUCUAUGGUAAGGCUUGUCAUCUUCCUGUCAAGCUCGAAUACAAGGCUGCAUGGGCGGUCAAGUUACUAAAUUUCGACAUCAAGCCAGCAACUGAGAGGCGUAUGAUCCAAGUCCAUGAGCUGGAAGAGAUAAGGCACCUUGCCUAUGAGAGUUCCAAAAUUUAUAAGGAGAAGACCAAAUCCUACCAUGACAAGCGAAUCAUUGCUAGACGUUUCGAACCAAACGAUAAGGUCUUGCUCUUCAACUCCAGACUUAGGUUGUUCCCAGGCAAGCUGAAUCUAGAUGGUCCGGACCCUUCACCAUUAAGGAAGUCCGCCCUUACGAAGCUGUUAUGUUGCUGGACAGAAAGGGAGACGAGUUCGUCGUCAAUGGUCAGCACAUCAAGCAUUACCUUGCUGACUCCACUAUCGCAGAGGGUGAAGAAAUUCUCCUAA
Brassica oleracea var. oleracea is the source of this 465-nucleotide messenger RNA. RefSeq lists its product as uncharacterized. Lineage: Eukaryota; Viridiplantae; Streptophyta; Magnoliopsida; Brassicales; Brassicaceae. The coding region runs from base 1 to 465 and encodes 154 amino acids. The transcript has a single exon. The record is from RefSeq and is a predicted model, not a curated record.